Lycium ferocissimum is the source of this 1062-nucleotide messenger RNA. RefSeq names its product protein PLANT CADMIUM RESISTANCE 8-like. Lineage: Eukaryota; Viridiplantae; Streptophyta; Magnoliopsida; Solanales; Solanaceae. The record is from RefSeq and is a predicted model, not a curated record. The transcript has 4 exons. Bases 219 to 764 code for a protein of 181 amino acids.
AUAUUGCUGAAACUCUAGAAAGUUGUAUAACGUGAAAAAGGACAUAAUUUUGACCACAGAUAAUUUGAAUAAUCUCAUUGAUUGUUUUUUCCAAGUCAAAGAUGCCAUCUACUCUGGACAUGUCACACAGAAACCCUUUCCCUCAUAUAUGAAAGAGCUCAUUGAUAUUUGAGAAGAAAAUUUUCUUCAUCCUUCUAAGCUCAAAAAUAUUGGAUACAAUGGGAAGAGUUGAAGCAAAUAAUGAAGUAGAAACUCCUCAGCCAGAGAGUGGUACUGAACCAGCUCCCUCAAAUCCUCAACAGUACCAAGGAGUACAAACUGUAUCACCAGCACCUGUACAUAUUGGAGCUCCUUGGAGCACUGGCUUAUUUGAUUGUCACUUGGAUCAAACUAAUGCUGUUAUGACAGCGUUCUUGCCUUGUGUAACAUUCGGACAGAUAGCGGAAGUCCUCGAUGCAGGUGAAAUGACUUGUCCUAUGGGGACUUUCAUAUACCUGCUGAUGAUGCCUGCUCUUUGCUCUCAGUGGGUCAUGGGCUCUAAGUAUAGAAUGAAGCUGAGACAGAGAUAUAAUCUAGUGGAAGCUCCUUAUUCAGACAUAAUUUCCCACAUAUUCUGUCCAUGUUGUUCUCUUUGUCAAGAGUUUAGAGAGCUUCGGAACAGGGGACUUGAUCCUGCUCUAGGGUGGAAUGGUAUAGUUGCUCAGCAGCAUUAUGGGAACCAACAAGUGAAUGAAGCUCCCCAAGUACAAUCCAUGUCCAUGUAAAUUCAAGAUUGUGAUUCUUUAUUUGUUUGAGUUGAGGUUGUAUUAUGUUAUGUUACUCUUUCUUUUUUUUUUUUUUUUGCAACAACCAGAUUUUGUAUCUUGUUUGAAGUUGUAUCCUUAAUUCAACCAUCUUGGCUGUGUUAAUCGUUCGAACUAUGUUUGUAGAAUUCCAUUUCAAUUAGAUUAUUGUCUUACUGGAAACAACAAUACUUCUGGUCUAUGUACGACAAAUAACACCACUGUCAAUCUGUGGUCUGCUGGUUUAAAUGGAAAUUAGUGUACCCAAUCAAUCAAUCAA